AGCCGCGCGGCAGCGGCGUGCACCCCCCGCUGCAUGGCCCCGAACCACCCUCCCAGCGCGUCUGAUUGCGGGCGCCCGGCGCUGCUGCGGGCCCGAAAUCCCGGAGCAGGUGGAGCCCUUCUCAGGGCUGAAGGGAGACUAGAGCAGAUCAUAUUUACUCAUGUAGCUCCUGUUCGCUGCUUCAGCACCUCAUCCUGUCAUGGGCAAUCCGAAGAUGGAAGACUUAUUUACACUGGGAGUCUAGCAAAGGCAGUGUUGGGUGUGAAGUUUUUCUCUUACUCUACGAGCAUGUUUAGCUUCUGCAUGAUACCAUACAUCUUCAAAGCUGGCAUCGGAGUUGAAAGUGUGUUUUUACAAGCUGCCUUUUAUGGUGUGAUAGGAGUUUUUACAUUCAUAACACCAGUUAUCCUGCAUCAGUUUACAAAAGGCUAUGUGGUUCGACUGUAUCACGAGGAUGAGACUGACACAUACACAGCCAUUACAUACAAUGCAAUUUUGGCAGAAAAAAGAACUGUGUUCCAUCAGAGGGAUGUCAAGAUUCCAGGCAUCAGCAAGAUGUUUACAACAUUUUAUGCCAAAACCAAAUCAAUGCUUGUUAAUCCAGUGCUGUUCACGUAUCCACAGGACUAUUACCAUCUCAUGGGCUAUGACCAACCUUUUCAUUUUGACUUGGAGAAAGAAAAUGAAUCUAGUGAAAGCAAAUAGAAUUAGAUGUUAAUGAAGGUGACUGUCUUUUGUAUGUGUCCAGUGCAUCAUUUCAAAAACCACACGUUCUAUAAAACAUUCAUAAGUGUCAGAUAAUUUAGUUUCUUUAACAUCUCAAUGUACAGAAAGCCCGAGCUUAAUUUCAAACAAUUUGAAGCAUCUUCUCAGAAUUAAAAUUUAAAAUAGA
Messenger RNA from Pelodiscus sinensis (Chinese soft-shelled turtle), 892 nucleotides. Its product is annotated as transmembrane protein 70, mitochondrial-like. NCBI's taxonomy places the organism in Eukaryota, Metazoa, Chordata, Testudines, Trionychidae. Gene Ontology annotation, biological process: mitochondrial proton-transporting ATP synthase complex assembly. Gene Ontology annotation, cellular component: mitochondrial membrane. The record is from RefSeq and is a predicted model, not a curated record.